UUGUAAUUGACCGACUCGAACUAGUUUACAUCAAAGGCGCAAGUUCCCAUCUCGAUCAGCUCUCAGGGUACGAGCGCAAGUCUGUCUGCGUACGCCCUGGUGGAAUUUCCACAGAAAUGUCACAGCUCACGUCCCAACGAACUGAUGAGGAAGCUAAGCAGGUACUCGUGGCAUCAGUACAUGACGUGCGGUAUCUAGCAAUGCUCCUGCGAGGCAUCAACUUUUCAAACCGGGCUUCCGUUAUACUCAGUGCUAGCGGAGGGAUAACUGUUGCCGUCGAAGAGGCCCGAACACUACUAGCGACGUCCUACAUCUACCCCGAACACUUUGAUGAGUGGGAUUGCAAUCCGGACAUUCAUCAUGCACCAUCAUCUCAGAGUUCCGAGCUGUCAAAGGACGCCCACUCUGCCACCUCCGCAUUCGAAAUUCCGCUCAAUACUCUAAUAGAAUGCCUCAAUAUAUUUGGCACAGCCGGUAUCUCAUCCGCAAGUGCAGGGACUAAAUACAAGAAGUGGAAACGGGCAGAAGAUGGCUCAGAUCAUGAUGGUGACGACGGCGACAGGCCGAAUAGACAACGUCCUGGAGCGAAUGUCCCACUUCACAAUCGCAUCGACCACUAUUUUGGUGGCGGCGAAAAGCGAACCAGUAUGAAUAUGUCGUACGCAGGACCGGGCUACCCAUUGACUCUACUCCUCGCUGAGGAUUCAACAGGACCCACGACAACAUGUGAAAUUACUACCUUUGAUUCUGAACCAAACAUCGAGCUCCCAUUUGAUGCAGACCAGCUGGUGCUCAAGAUUAUCUUCAAGUCUUCAUCUUGGCUUCGAGACGCCUUGUCAGAGCUGGAUCCAUCAUGCGAUAAGCUGACAUUCAUCGCCAAUCCGGCAGCAGACGUAAGAAGAGGCCCAAGGCUUGGAAGAGCUCAGGAAAAACCUCUGUUUAGGAUUCAAGCGUCAGGCACAUUUGGCAGCACCGAGAUGGAUUAUCCUAAUGAUCGAGAAGUACUGGAGACUUUUGAAUGUGCACAUCCACUGACUGUCAGUUAUCGUUUCGGUCACAUUUCUAGGACAUUACGUGCUCUUCAAAGUUCCACGAAGACAUCACUUCGGAUAGAGGAAGAAGGGCUACUGAGCCUUCAAUUCUUAGUACCUGUCCCUAAGCCGAGAGGAGGGCUGUCAAAUUCGUUUAUCGAAUUUCGGUGUCUGGCAUUGGACGAGGAGACUUCUUGAUGAGAAUGGAGAUAUCACGAUGGGCGUCAUAGCAUACGCACAUCAGAAAAUGAUGGUGUUUCUAUUGCGGUCUAUUAAUCAAGGUAAAAAAACAUGAUUUAGAAGUAAAAAAUCACACUCCCGAUCCAUCAAGUCUAUCGAAUGUGAGAUCCUUUUCGAUGGAUCUGAUACCUCCCCUAUACAGUAGUUGACGCAACUUAAGCUACA
Serpula lacrymans var. lacrymans S7.9 is the source of this 1436-nucleotide messenger RNA. RefSeq lists its product as uncharacterized. Gene Ontology annotation, cellular component: checkpoint clamp complex. The transcript is spliced from 11 exons. The coding region runs from base 117 to 1229 and encodes 370 amino acids. NCBI's taxonomy places the organism in Eukaryota, Fungi, Basidiomycota, Agaricomycetes, Boletales, Serpulaceae. Gene Ontology annotation, biological process: DNA damage checkpoint signaling; DNA repair. The record is from RefSeq and is a predicted model, not a curated record.